Xiphias gladius (swordfish) is the source of this 2781-nucleotide messenger RNA. Its product is annotated as CCN family member 3-like. Bases 133 to 1197 code for a protein of 354 amino acids. Gene Ontology annotation, cellular component: extracellular region; extracellular matrix. The record is from RefSeq and is a predicted model, not a curated record. Gene Ontology annotation, biological process: cell adhesion; signal transduction. NCBI's taxonomy places the organism in Eukaryota, Metazoa, Chordata, Actinopteri, Istiophoriformes, Xiphiidae. The transcript is spliced from 5 exons. Gene Ontology annotation, molecular function: integrin binding; heparin binding.
UACAACCUUCUGCUACACCACAGCCAGAGAGGAGGAAACAUUCAACCCGAACCAGUGGGCUCAGUUUAGCUCCUGUAAAGAUAACUCAACACUUUCUUGACUGCAGAUAUUUUUGAUUCUGCUCUACUAAACAUGAAGAUGUAUAAUCUUUUGGCGAGAGCUCUAUUUGUCUUUUUUUUUACAGCACAGUUGUUUACAGUAGUCCGGUCCCAGGCGUGUCCACGGAGAUGCCAGUGCCCUAAGGAGCCCCCCAUGUGUCUCCCUGGGGUGCCCCUGAUCCUGGACGACUGUGCCUGCUGCCUGGUGUGUGCCCGUCAGAAAGGACAGGCCUGCUCUGAAAUGAACCCCUGUGACACACGUAAAGGGCUGCAGUGUGACUACACAGCUGACAUCCACAAGAGGACUGGUAUCUGUGCAGCUCAUGAGGGAGAUGUGUGUGUUUUGGACGGUUCUGUCUACCAGAACGGCCAGACCUUCUUCCCCAGCUGCAAGUACCAGUGUAUGUGUCGUGACGGACAGAUCGCCUGCGUGCCGCGCUGCAACGUGGAUGUGAUGCUGCCUGGGCCAGACUGCCCAAUGCCACGGAGGGUCCAGUUACCCGGAGACUGCUGCGAGACGUGGGUGUGUGAGCCCCAGGCUGAGGCCAGUGCACUGGGCGGCUUUGCCAUGGCGGCCUAUCGUCAGGAAGAGACAGUGAGCUUUGACAGUUGGGACCCCAGCCUGAACUGCAUUGAGCAGACCACAGAGUGGGGCGCCUGCUCUCGAACCUGUGGCAUGGGGGUCUCCACCAGAGUAACCAACAAGAACCGUCGUUGUGAGAUGAUGAAGCAGAGCCGGCUGUGUAUGGUGAGACCCUGUGAUGACCUGCAGGAUCAGACGCAGCUGACACAGCUUGCACCAAAGAGAGGCAGUAAGUGCCAGAGGAUGAUAAGGAGCGACAAAGCCGUCCACCUCUCCUAUAAGAACUGCACCAGUGCCCAGGCCUACAAGCCUCGUUAUUGUGGCUCCUGCACAGAUGGCCGUUGCUGUACCCCCCACAGAACCAAGACUGCCCUGGUGGAGUUCCAGUGUGCCAACGGCAAAACCACCAAGAGGCCGGUCAUGGUGAUCCUGACCUGUGCUUGCCACAGCCACUGCCCCCGUGACAAUGCUGUGUGGCAGCCAUCAGAGCUGGGAUACAGUGGUAUGAGGUUAUAGGUCAGAGAGGCCCCUUAAAAUAAUAAUUAAUUUUUAAUGAAGGGUAAAUCCAGAUUGUAGCUGAAGACUGUGUAAAUCCAGGGAUUCCUUGAGUUGGCUUCUUCCCAAACAUGAGUUGCAUUUACUCUAAAUUUUAGACUGAAAUAAGACUGUCUACAAUAUAAUAUAUACAGUACAAUAGUCCUAAAACUGCACAGUGUAUAGGCCUAUAACUUAUAACAUGCCCAAAGUGAAGUAAUUUCUGCUAAUUGUGAUCAGAAUCAUUCUUGCAUUCAUACAAUGAGAAUCUUCUUUUGAGGAUGAGAUUGUAGAGAAUAAAAUAUCUUUAUAUCUCUAUAUCUGGAGAGGGAUUUAAUUGUGUAUCAUCCUGUGAACAAAUUAGUGUCAUCUUCCCUAUUGCUAAGUAAAGCACUUAAACCUUGUGACGAAUUGAUUCUCUCCACUUCUAGAGAUCAGGUAGAGUAUACUACCAGCCAUUCACAACAGUGCUCUUACGUACUUGGAGGAGACUGUGGAGGUUUACUUUAAAAAGCCUCUAUUCACGAGGUCAAACAGCAUAAAGGUGAACAGUCACAGAGUCAUGCAAGACAUGCAGCAGUGUCAUGGCUGCAUGAAACUUCGCAACUUACUAGUUUGAUUGACACUUGGGUUAGCUAGUCAGGCAGUAUUUAGCAUUUUUUUUAAGACAAGGAACAUGAAACCCACAGUGUGUUUUGUUCAGCCUUAAUUAUCAGCACUGCCAUGGAAAUGUUCCAACUAUGGAACACAUUUUUGAAAUAACUGGGCUGUGUACUUUGACCUGGUCCCAACCAAGGGCUCAAACUAUGAAAGAGAGUUCACCGUGGUGGCUUAGUGUCAUUUCUAACAUCUGCCUAAAAUCCUACUCCUGUUGCAAAAUGCAUAAAGUCUAUGCUCUUAUCAUUAAAUGCAAAUUUAUGUUUUUAUUUUUCUUUUGGUCUAGAAAGGAUAUUAUUACUCUUUUUUUUAAAGUAGUGCACAUAAAUAACAGCUAUUUUUAUAAUGACAAAAGUUUUGUAAAUACUUGCUGUAUAGCUUGUUUGACUGAGUGUGUAUCAAAUACACAGCGUUAAUCGGUAACAAUGUAAACAUGAAUUGUAUAUAUUGGUAUGUGAUUUUUUUUUUUUAAUACUACUUGAAUUAUACGUCAAACUGCUUGUUUCUGUAUCUGUCGGAACAAUGCUACAAAAGUGUAUUUUAUGUAUCAAGGUUUGAAUCGUUUUAUUGUCAUUAAAUAAUAAAAUAUUUUUUUUAUUGAUUUUAUUGCUGGUGAUGGGAAAGGAACAUUGCAAGUACAUACAGUAUAUCAUGUUGCUGUGUGGUGCAGUCAGUUGGGCUGAUAAAAAGGGGGUGAUGAUUUGGGUGUAAAUGAGUGGUAGCUUCAGGCUGAGUUUAUUGCAUGAAGUGAAUCAAGAAGGAAGUAACUCAUAGAUAUUAAACUGAAGGGGAGGGAGAUAGGAUGACGUAGCCUUAAUGACAAGUGAAUUCUCGUGCUGUGUGACAGGUGGCUGAUCAUUGCCCUACAUCCCACUGUUAUGUUAUAAAUGUAGUUUUCAUGGAUGUGUU